ACUUCAGUACAAUUUAUGGUAUUACGUAAUAGUCAUCUUUCGGAUUCUGACUAUAGUAAUUUCAACAAUACUUCCUACCGAUUUCGUCUUUUGCGGCUUGGCAACACUGAACAGAACUUUUAAUCCUCCAAAAACAUAACCACAAAACGUGCACAAAAGACAAAACGUUUUGCGUUUUUAACAGAUCAAAGUAUUUUUUUUACGUUCACGCCCUCUGGCUAAGAUCAGUAAAUAUUAUUUAAUGUGAACUUUUUAAAGAUAGUAUUAUUGCAACGGAAUAAGGUCCUUUGGAAAACAUGGUUGACCCAGCUGGUGUUCAGAAAAUGGAAGAUAUUUUGGAAGUACAGAAAACUAAAAAUAUUGACAAGAUAUCCAAAAAUACUGAGAGUAUAUCUAAGCAUCUUGAUGUUACUCCAAGGGGUAAACCGAAAUCUGGCAAAAUUUGGAAAAGUGAAAAGAAGAAAUUUUCAUCCAUUAUCAAAACUAAAGGAAUACGUAGAUCUUUUAAUCAGAAACAGGAAUUAAAGGCCAAAUUGAAACAUGUUAAGGAACUAUCAGAUUCUAUUAAGGCUACAAAGCAAGCUGAGAAAGAAAUGAAAAAGCAAAGACGAAGAGAGAAUUUGAAGAGGCAGCAGGAGAAUCAAAAAAAAUCUGAGAUUGUGCAAGUGAUCACCAACACAAAGAAACUGAAAAAAAUGAAAAAGAAACAACUUCGAAUGAUUGAGAAAAGAGAUACCACUGUUGUAGCAAAUUGCAGAAGAGAAAAACCGAGCCAGCGCAAGUUAAAACGGCUAUCGAUAAUUUUGAAAAAUGUAUUGACGAUGUGAGAAAUAAAAUUGAUGACAUAAUAAAUGAAGCCAAAAGUAUUUGCACUGAACCCCAAGGCAACAAAAGGAGACGACGCGACGUAAUAAUAGCAGUCAUGAUAACCGAGUUGCUGCAUUAGAAGUAUGCGACAAAGAUCUUUUGGUAGCCGCAUCCCUUUUUUUCCCCGAACACUUUGCGUUGUCGAUGCUGUCCAUUGAAAAGGAAUUUAUUUCGACCAUGGAAAAUUUCAACGGGAAGGUGAUCGACAAAUUUCAUGCCAAGAAGGAGCGCAGGAUCGAACUGAC
Acanthoscelides obtectus is the source of this 1112-nucleotide messenger RNA. Lineage: Eukaryota; Metazoa; Arthropoda; Insecta; Coleoptera; Chrysomelidae. The record is from the annotation of a GenBank genome assembly.